UUGGCAGGGGGUGGGAUCUCAUGAUAGUAGGCGCUCGUGCGUGGGCCACUCUCCGACUCACUGACACUCACCGGGAGUGUUGUUGGUGGGAAAAAAUAAAAGUUACUCUGACCUCUUGGACAUACUGCCAACAUGUCUGGGGAUGAAGAGAAACCCGAGCAAACCGUCGCCGAUGAUUUGGUGGUCACCAAGUAUAAAAUGGGAGCCGAGAUUGCCAACCAGGCCCUAAAGAUGGUGGUUGAAGCGGCAAUGGUUGGUGUCUCAGUGAUUAGCCUGUGUGAUAAAGGUGAUGCCUUUAUCAUGACAGAAACUGGGAAAAUCUUCAAGAAGGAGAAAGAGAUGAAGAAAGGUAUUGCAUUUCCAACGUGUGUGUCUGUUAAUAACUGCGUGUGCCAUCACUCCCCCCUGAAGAGCGAUCCUGAUGUCAUACUCAAGGAUGGGGACCUUGUCAAAGUUGAUCUUGGCGUGCAUGUGGAUGGAUUCAUCGCCAACGUGGCUCACAGCUUUGUUGUUGGUGUGACCAAGGAAAAGCCUCUCACAGGCCGCAAGGCUGACGUGAUGAUCGCAGCUCAUUUGUGCGCUGAGGCUGCGCUGCGUCUUGUCAAGCCUGGAAACCAGAACACACAGGUUACGGAGGCGUGGAACAAGAUUGCAAAGUCAUUCAAGUGCUUGCCAAUUGAAGGCCUGCUGUCCCAUCAACUCAAACAGCAUGUGAUCGAUGGAGAGAAAACAAUCAUUCAAAACCCAACGGAUCAGCAAAGGAAAGACCACGAGAAGGCUGAGUUUGAGGUGCACGAAGUGUAUGCUGUGGAUGUGCUCAUUAGCACUGGUGAGGGCAAGGCAAAAGAUGGUGGUUUGAGGACCACUGUUUACAAACGGGACCCCAACAAAGUGUACGGAUUAAAGAUGAAGACCUCUCGGACGUUCUUUAGUGAGAUGGAGAGACGGUUCGAUAAAAUGGCUUUCACUCUGAGAGCGUUUGACGAUGAGGGCAAGGCCAGGCUGGGUGUGGUGGAAUGUGCAAAGCACGAGCUGCUGCAGCCGUUCAAUGUCCUCCAGGAGAAGGAAGGUGAGUUUGUAGCACAGUUCAAGUUCACUGUGCUGCUCAUGUCCAACGGACCACUGCGAAUUACAAACAGCCUCUAUGAACCUGAGCUUUACAAGUCGGAGCACCAGGUAGAGGACAAGGAGUUGAAGGCUUUGAUUCAAAGCUCUGCCAGUCGGAAGGCGCAGAAGAAAAAGAAAAAGAAGGCCUCAAAGACGGCAGAGAAUGCAACAGGGCAGUCGAUGGAGACGGAAGCUGCUGAAUAAAUUUUCCAUUGAGCAGUUUGUGACACACUCUGAAAACCGACGUCAUAUCGGCUUCUGUCCUAGCUGCCGUGGGCACUUGUGGCAAAGCAACACCUCUGAAAUAGACGUCAGUCUGGGAUGAAGCUGCUCUUAAAUUUUUACAUUUUACCUAAAAUACAUAAACAGAUUGACAACUCCAGUGUAAGUCUGAUUGUCCUUGAGGCGGCAUUUGUGUCUAUAACAGUGGACACAACUCAUCCAGAGCAAAUUUUACCAGGAACAUUUAGCGAUUUGACAUACGGCCUUCGUCCCAGUUUGCCAUAUAAAAAAAUAUUGUCAAAUAAAAUGGAUUUGACUGCGAUACCAAGAAUGAAGAAUGCUCAAUAUUGCAUCAGUGUGACAGACCUCCCUUGACUACGAGCCAAGGCAAUGGAAUUCCAACUUCAGUUUGUGUGGUCAUAAUGUCAGAAUCUGCAAUCCUGGAGUAACUACAAUUGCCCAAGUUCAGGUUAUGACACAAACAGUAAGUAUAAUGAUGUACUGCUCCAUCUUUGUGUACACUUCAAGGCAUCCAGCCUCGAGCCAUUGAUUAGCAAUAUUGAUCACAUGAUUUACAGGAGGAUCCAUUUCACAGAUGGGGGACGGACUUUUUUUCUCAAUUGUGCAUGCUCUUUCCUGUGCCUCCAGCAGGUCUGUUUACAUAAGAAGUCCGAUAGGGAUGCUUUUGUAAAAACAAACCACAGUUCAGAGACUAUUUUUGGAAUCAUUAAAAAGCCACCUGACAUAA
Messenger RNA from Corythoichthys intestinalis (scribbled pipefish), 2077 nucleotides. It is a transcript of the gene pa2g4b, whose product is annotated as proliferation-associated 2G4, b. Lineage: Eukaryota; Metazoa; Chordata; Actinopteri; Syngnathiformes; Syngnathidae. The transcript has 13 exons. Bases 133 to 1311 code for a protein of 392 amino acids. The record is from RefSeq and is a predicted model, not a curated record.